Perkinsus marinus ATCC 50983 is the source of this 153-nucleotide messenger RNA. RefSeq lists its product as hypothetical. The record is from RefSeq and is a predicted model, not a curated record. The transcript has a single exon. The annotation marks the transcript as partial. NCBI's taxonomy places the organism in Eukaryota, Perkinsozoa, Perkinsida, Perkinsidae.
AGCCAAAGUGGUGAUGCAUUGAUCUUCCUGAGUGGGGCACAGGAGAUUGAAUGCUUAUUGCGGAGCGAGCGGAGCUUAUGUUACUGCUCACGAACACUCGUGUGCGUCCGUCCGUCCGUCCGUCCGUCCGUCCGUCCGUCCGUCCGUCCGUCC